This is a messenger RNA of Aphidius gifuensis, 1508 nucleotides long. RefSeq names its product lachesin-like. The transcript has 9 exons. Lineage: Eukaryota; Metazoa; Arthropoda; Insecta; Hymenoptera; Braconidae. The record is from RefSeq and is a predicted model, not a curated record. The coding region runs from base 165 to 1508 and encodes 447 amino acids. Gene Ontology annotation, cellular component: neuron projection.
UAUCAACGCCCGGAGAGGUGUCUCUUGUCCUUGAGAUAAUACUAAAAUAAUCAUUGAUAAAAAAAUAAAUAAUAGUCAAAGUGUUGUAAUAAAUAUAUUUAAAAAAUUUAAAUAAAAAAAAAAAACAAUUAGCUUAUAUUAGAAAGUGUUGUAAAAAAUAGCAAAUGAAAGUUUCAAAAAGUGGUAGAUUUAAAUAUAAUGCAACACUCUCUAAACAAGAUGUACCAAGUUUUGCAACGCCCAUUGGAAACGUGACGAUAGCCAGUGGCCGUGAAACAUUUCUCUCUUGCACAAUCAGAAGUCUCAGCACCUACAAGGUUGGAUGGUUACGUGAAAGAGACUCAAUGAUACUAUCACUUGGUACAAGAACAGUAUCAAAUUCUCAAAAAUUUGGUGUAUCAUUAGAAAAUGCAAGAACACGAAGAAAUUUAACAACUGGUAAAAAUGAUGAAGAAUCAACAUGGAAAUUACAUAUUAAAAAUGUUAAAAUAACUGAUGCUGGUUGUUACAUGUGCCAAGUUAAUACAGUACCAAUGUUAAAACAACUUGGCUGUCUUGAUGUUCUUGUUGCACCAGAUAUACUCUCAACUGGUACAUCAAAGAGUGAAGUUAUUGUCAAAGAGGGUGAUAAUGCAACUUUAGAAUGUAAAGCAUCUGGUAAACCUGAUCCAGUUGUAUCAUGGAGAAAAGAAAAAAAUUCUAUAUUAAUACGUGGACAUCGUGAACAAUUUAUACCAGUUAACACUUCAGUUGGUGAAAGACUUGAAUUAGUCAAAGUAGAUAGAAAACAAAUGGGAGCUUAUCUUUGUAUUGCUACAAAUCCAGUACCACCUGGUGUUAGUAAACGAGUUUAUUUGAGAAUACAUUUUGCACCAACAGCUAGUGUUGAAAAUCAUAUGGUUGGUUCACCAGUUGGAAAAAAUAUAUCUUUAAUAUGUGAAAUUGAAGGAUAUCCAAAAACAAUUAAUUUAUGGAAACGAGGUGAACAAGUUUUGUCAAUAAAUAGUGGAGGAAGAUAUGAGAGUUAUGAACGAGUUGAUCCAGACGAGGAAUGGAAAACAACGAUUGAAUUAAAGAUAAGAGAUUUGCAGAUAAGUGAUAUGGAUGAAUACAAGUGCAUUGCUAAAUCAAGCAUGGGAGAAGCAGAGUCUGCUAUUCGUAUUUAUGAGAUUGAAGGUGUGACAGAUUCAACACUUGCAACAACAGUUAGUUUAAAAAAAUUAAAUUUUGCACAUGGUAAUUCAUUGAUGAUGACAACAUCACGACGUAUAUCAACUCGUAAAAGUACAACGUUAUUUUAUCAAAGCACUCCAAUAAUACCUAAAAAUAAAAAAUAUAAAUUAACAACAACAACAACAACAACAACAAUUAUUCCUCGAGUACCUUUAACUAAAGAUCACAAUGCCUUUAAACAUAACAAUGUUUAUAGUAAUGCAAAAAUUAAUUUAAAUUGUUCAAUAAAUAUUUUAAUCUGUCAGACUUUCUCAAGUAAAAUUUCAUUUGCAUAA